AUGGGCGAGGCCUACGACGUGAUCGUGCUGGGCACCGGCCUGACGGAAUGCAUUCUCUAGGGGAUCCUGUCGGUGAAUGGGAAGAAGGUUCUGCACAUGGACCGGAACCCAUACUAUAGGGGCGAGAGCAGCUCCAUCACCCCUCUUGAGGAGCUGUGUAAGCAAUUUGGGGUCCCUGAGGGACCCCCCGAGUCAAUUGGGCAUGGCCGGGACUGGAAUGUCGACCUUAUUCCCAAGUUUCUCAUGGCCAAUGGCCAGCUGGUAAAGAUGCUGCUGUACACAGAGGUGACACGAUAUAUCGAUUUCAAGGUGGUCGAUGGCAGUUUUGUUUACAAGGGUGGCAAGAUCUACAAGGUGCCAUCCACUGAGACUGAGGCCCGCUCUCUUGCCUCCAACCUCAUGGGCAUGUUUGAGAAGUGGUGCUUCCUGGUGUUCGUGGCUGGCUGUGAGGAGGAUGACCCCGCAACCCUGGAGGGACUUGACCCCCUCCUUGGGCUCUACGCCCACUUUGAUUUGGGCCCAGAUGUAGUUGACUUCACCGGCCACGCCCUGGCCCUCUACCAAACAGAGGACUACCUGGACGAGCCGUGUGAGGAGCCCAUCCGGCACAUCAAAUUGUACAGCGAAUCAUUGGCAUGCUAUGGCAAGAGCCCCUAUCUGUACCCACUCUACGGGCUGGGCGAGCUGCCCCAGGGCUUCGCCAGGUUGAGUGCCAUCUAUGGGGGUACUUACAUGCUAAACAGGCCAGUGGAUGAGAUUCUGAUGGAGAAUGGGCGUGUGGUUGGGGUCCGCUCUGAAGGGGAGGUGGCACGGUGCCGGCAGGUGCUGUGCGACCCCAGCUAUGUCCCUGACCGUCUGCGCCGGGCCGGAUGCAUCAUCCUUGCCAUUUGCCUUCUUGCACACCCCGUGGCUGGCACCGGAGACACUACUUCCUGCCAGAUUAUCCUGCCUCAGAAUCAGCUCGGAUGCUGCUCGGGUAUAGGGACAUCUGUGUGUGUAGUGUCAUUGGCUCACAACGUGGCAGCACCAGGGAAGUUUAUCACCAUUGCCAGCACCACGGUGGAGACACCAGAGCCUGAGGAGAAGUUGACCCUUGCCCUGGCCCUGCUACAGCCCAUUGCACAGAAGUUUGUAUCCAUCAGUGACCUCUACGAACCCACAGAUGAUGGGACUGAGAGCCAGGUAUUCUGCUCAUGGUCCUAUGAUGCCACAACCCACUUUGAGACGUGUGCUGACAUCAAGGACCUCUUCCAGCGCGUGAUGGGUUCUGCCUUUGACUUUGAGGUAAUAAAGCAGCGUCAAAAUGAUGUCUUCGGUGGCAAAGAUGAGCACUGACCUGGAGCCCCACAUCAUUCCCGUCCCGUUCCCC
Alligator sinensis (Chinese alligator) is the source of this 1369-nucleotide messenger RNA. RefSeq names its product GDP dissociation inhibitor 1 (gene GDI1). Gene Ontology annotation, cellular component: cytoplasm. Lineage: Eukaryota; Metazoa; Chordata; Crocodylia; Alligatoridae. Gene Ontology annotation, molecular function: Rab GDP-dissociation inhibitor activity. Gene Ontology annotation, biological process: small GTPase-mediated signal transduction; protein transport; vesicle-mediated transport. The record is from RefSeq and is a predicted model, not a curated record.